This is a messenger RNA of Triticum turgidum subsp. durum (durum wheat), 1110 nucleotides long. The record is from the annotation of a GenBank genome assembly. Lineage: Eukaryota; Viridiplantae; Streptophyta; Magnoliopsida; Poales; Poaceae.
AUGGCGUGCGCGGCCCCACCCAGCCCCCUCCCCGUGGUCUCCCUGCCCGCGCGCCGCCGCAGCGCGACUGCCGUCGCGCCCGCCUCCUACCACGCCCCCUCUACCCGGUUCUCGAGGCGUUCGUGGCUGUCCUCUGGAAACUCGCCCCGCUCUCGGCUGCGGACCCAGGCCUCCAAGGCCGAGCCAGCCGAGGAGGGCGUUCCCGCCGCGCCGGGCCCGUCUGCCCCGUCGGAGCCCCUGCCCCAGCCGCGUACCAGCAUAUGGAAUUGGAAGGGCUACAACAUUCGCUAUCAGUACGCCGGAACUUCUGGCCCUGCACUGGUUCUAAUUCAUGGUUUCGGGGCAAACAGUGACCAUUGGCGGAAAAAUAUUCCUGUUCUUGCCAUGGCAAGUAGAGUUUAUGCAAUUGAUCUAAUUGGCUAUGGCUACUCUGAUAAACCUAAUCCACGCGAGUUUGAAGAGAGCUUUUAUACUUUUGAGACUUGGGGAGAACAGUUGAAUACAUUUUGUGCUGAAGUUGUCAAGAGUGAUGCUUUCUUCAUAUGCAAUUCAAUCGGAGGGCUUGUUGGUCUGCAGGCAGCUGUUAUGGAACCCCAAACAUGCAAAGGUAUUGUUUUGUUGGAUAUUUCACUAAGGAUGCUUCAUAUCAACAAACAGCCAUGGUUUGGAAGGCCUUUCAUAAGAUCAUUUCAAAAUCUCCUAAGGAACACUGUAAUUGGGAAGCUCUUCUUUAAUGCUGUUGCAACACCAGAAUCCGUGAAAAAUAUUCUGUGUCAGUGUUACCAUGACACAUCCGCUGUUACAGAUGAAUUAGUUCAGAUGAUCUUGCAGCCAGGGCUUGAUCCCGGUGCUGUGGAUGUAUUCCUUGAGUUCAUCUGUUAUUCUGGAGGUCCUCUACCUGAAGACUUACUUCCAAUGGUGAAGUGUCCAGUUUUGGUAGCUUGGGGAGAGAAGGACCCAUGGGAGCCUGUGGAACUUGGAAGAGCCUACGGGUCUUUUGAUGCUGUCGAAGAUUUUGUUGUCCUCCCGAACGUUGGACACUGCCCUCAGGAUGAAGCACCUGAGCUUGUAAAUCCACUUGUUGAAUCAUUUGUUAAGCUCCAUAGUUAG